Molecule: messenger RNA, 1619 nt
Organism: Acanthoscelides obtectus
Lineage: Eukaryota; Metazoa; Arthropoda; Insecta; Coleoptera; Chrysomelidae
Source: the annotation of a GenBank genome assembly
CGGGAAGCCAAUAUAGACGCGCGGUUUGACUGUUCUACUAACAUUCGUCGUUGUCUGUCAGCGGCGGUUGGGUGGACUUUUACUUUCAUUUGCAAAUAUCGUCGGUCGGUUGGGGCUGGUUACUAGUGGUGUUGAUUCUCGUUACUUUCGUGUAUUCGUUACUCUUCAACAAAGUCCUGGUACCCUGUUGUCGCAUUUCUGGUUCAUAAUACUUACGGUGUAACCAGGUGAACUUUUUUUUGAUUGGCGGGCAUAGAAUUUUACAAAUGUUUUUAAAUCUGGAGUUUCCAGGUUUCCGCCCGAAUGUGGAAUGUCUGGCAACCCUGAUGGAAGAGCGGCAGUGCUACAGUGAAACCGGAACGGAUACAGAGUAAUCAAAGUAAUCAUUUCGUGCUCGGAUUGAUACUGGUUACUUCGGGUAUUAGCAGUAACGAGUACUCGAGUAUUUUACUUUUUCAACACCUCUACUGGUUACCCAGAUACCAGACAAAUACGAGGGGAAUAUUGCUCUGCUUCCGCGUAUGGGUUUGCCGUCAUGGAUGAGUCAAAACUAUUUGACAUGAAUCGCCAAUUCGAUGAAAAAUUAAUCGAGUUAGCAUCGCUGAAAGGCGAGAAUAGGCAGUUCUACUCAAGGGAAAGCUAUGCAGAGAUGAUUCAAAAAGUAAAAGAUUCUAAGUGUAAGGUGUCUCACAAGAAACCAGAAGACUACCAGCGUCUUCGGAAAUACGACACUAUGAAUAUUGGAGAAACUGAAAGGUUGAUCGUUCCUGUUAAAGAAGAUAAUGUGAUUAGGCUUUUCGUGUAUAAAGACGAAAUAUUUAGGAUCUUACACGAGACGCAUCUAGCAUUAAAACAUGGCGGACGAAACAGGAUGGUGGAAGAAUUGAAUUUACGGUAUAAAAAUAUUACCAGGGAAAUGAUAAUGAUUUAUUUAAGCCUGUGUAAUAUCUGCGGACAGAAACACCACGCUCAAAAAGGAGCUGAAUGCAAUAAGCGUUGGACGUAUGUUAGAGAUUACUAUAUCAGACGUAGAGGGAAGCCGAAUCUAGGUACAAGCAGUCAAGCUGCAAGGAAGCGGGCACAAAAUCUGACAUUCCUUGACGGUAUCACUCAGAAAAAACGAAGAGCAUGUCUUGAGUGUUCUCACACAAGUCAAGAAAACGUUAGUGUCAGUGAAGAGGACGAGAAUAGCAGACUCGAGACAACUGAAGCCGAACCAGUGACUUUGAAUUCAUUUGAACGUGAAGCUUCAUCGCCUGAACCAGUUACCUUAAAUUCAUUUGAGCCUGAAGCUUCAAUUGAUGAUAUUCAAGAACCUGACAAGAAGAAACGAAAAUUAGAAGUAGCUGAAGAACGAUUAGCAAUCUUGAAAGAAUUAGCCGAGAAUUUGAGGGAAAAUUCCACAGAUAUUAAAGACGCAAACGAAAAUGAUCUGUUUUUUGCUGCAAUGUCUAAAAUCGUGCAGAAGUUACCUAGAUCAGUUCAGGCACAAUUACGCAUGGAUGUAGCUAAUUUAAUUGGAAAUGCUGAGAUAAAAGCUUUAUCAUCCACCGAGAAUUCCACGUCUGGUAUUAAAUACGAUGAUAAUUUUGUAUAGUUAUAAAUAAAAUUCAGAUCUA